Messenger RNA from Diceros bicornis minor, 3272 nucleotides. RefSeq names its product nuclear factor of activated T cells 2 interacting protein (gene NFATC2IP). NCBI's taxonomy places the organism in Eukaryota, Metazoa, Chordata, Mammalia, Perissodactyla, Rhinocerotidae. The record is from RefSeq and is a predicted model, not a curated record. Gene Ontology annotation, molecular function: protein binding. The transcript has 8 exons. Bases 13 to 1266 code for a protein of 417 amino acids. Gene Ontology annotation, biological process: positive regulation of transcription by RNA polymerase II; cytokine production.
CGUUGGUGUGCCAUGGCGGAGCCGGUGAGGAAACGGGGCCGGGGGUCCCGGGGCGGCGGUAUCGGCCGAGGGGCUCGGGGGUCCCGCGGGGGCCGGGGCCGGCGUCCUCGCGCCCAGCGUUCUCCAGCCCGGCGCACCCUGGACUCGGUGCUUGUGGACUUGGUCAGCGACAGCGAUGAGGAUAUCUUGGAGGUCGCAACGGCGCCCAGCGCUGCGGACCCGGUCGAGGUCCCGCUCCCGGAGCUCCCCGUGCCGCCCGCGCCCCGGGACGACAGCGACAGUGACAGCGAAGGGGCGGACGCACAGCCGGCUGGAGCCCCGCGGGCCCUGGUCAGGCGGCGGCGGCGACUGCUGCUGGAUCCCGGGGAGGCACCGGUGGUUCCAGUGUACUCCGGGAAGGUGAAGAGUAGCCUCCACCUCAUCCCAGAUCACCUCCUGAAACUCUGUCCCCCAGGGGCUGAGGAAGAGGCAGAUAUGGCAGAUUCUAGCAGUUCCCACACUGAGGAUCCCCCAUUUCCAGAUUCUCCUUGGAAGAAGAAGCUGAGGAGUAAGAAUGAAGAAGAAAAGAAAAAGAAGGAGCUGCUGGCUCAGGACACCUCUCCUUUGCCCCCACCUCUGCCAAGGACCAAAAGCAGAAAGCACACUCAGGCACUGCAGAAGUUAAGGGAGGUGAACAAGCGCCUCCAAGAUCUCCGUUCCUGCCUGAGUCCCAAGCAGCACCAGGGCGAGGACCACCUGAGCCAAGAGGAUGAGGUGGUGCUAGUAGAGGGGUCCACUCUCCCAGAGAGUCCCCGACUCUUCCAGCUCAAAAUCCGCUGCCGGGCUGACCUGGUCAGGUUGCCCGUCAGAAUGUCGGAGCCCCUACAGAGUGUGGUGGACCACAUGGCUGCCCAUCUCGGGGUGUCCCCAAGCAGGAUUCUCUUGCUCUUCGGAGAGACAGAGCUGUCCCCUACUGCCACCCCCAGGACCCUAAAGCUUGGAGUGGCUGACAUCAUUGACUGUGUGGUGUUAGCAAGUUCUCCAGAGGCCACAGAGACGUCCCAGCUGCUGCAGCUGCGGGUGCAGGGGAAGGAGAAACAUCAGAUGCUGGAAGUCUCGCUGUCUCGAGAUUCUCCUCUCAAGACUCUCAUGUCCCGCUACGAGGAGGCCAUGGGACUCUCGGACCGCAAGCUCUCCUUUUUCUUUGAUGGAACAAAGCUUUCAGGCAAGGAGCUGCCGGCUGAUCUGGGCAUGGAAUCCGGGGACCUCAUUGAGGUCUGGGGCUGAAACCCCACGCCCUGUUUGGAGGCCCAGCCUGGACUUGGGGAGAACAGCUGCCCCUUUUUGGCCCCAUAAGGGCUAGCUGAAGCUGAGGUAGAACUUACCCUUAAGCUGAAGCAAAAUCAAGGAGUGAUCUUUGACCCCCUCUCCCGUUGACUCUAGUUUUAAGCUGUUAGUUACCUGGUUAGUUGUGUAGUCGUUGUUGCUGCCCUGGCUGCACUGUGGCUCGUCCACACAGCGUGUGAGCUUUGCAGCCCCCUGGGACAUGGAGAACGUAUCCCUCACUCCCAUCCUUUCACCUCCACCAUCACCCUUUCCUUCGUUGAAACGUCUGUUUUAUGAAACUGCUCAUAUUUAAAGAGUGAGUUGAAAUAAAUAAGGGUUGGGUAUGGGAUUCCAGUCCUGGGAUUUAUGCCACGUUUUGGACCAGCAGUGGCCUUAAUGUCAUUUGAGGGUUGGAGGUGAAGUUUGCUUGAGGCACAUACACAGGUGUGGUUCCUUGGCUUGUAGGAAAAUAAAUGAUCAAACUCACACACGCAUUAGCUGCAGCAGAGGCAGACAGGGGGUUACUCUUUUGAAGGCUGUAGUGGGUUCUCAGCCUUGGAUGUCUUCCUCCCCCCAGGACCCUUUAUAACCACCUUCUGGAUGCACACACCUUAUUAAAGGCAUAAUUGAGCACGUUGAGCCUUUUAGUUUUGUAUCUCAGGAUUAUAGUCCACGCAAGCCUUCUCUGGUUUUAUGGCUUUUUCCCCUUUCUUCACGCCAUCCUCUCCCAUAAGCACCCAUUCUAAUGUGUUGAUUACAUGUCUUUGAAUAUGAAUGUAUCCCUGUACAAUGCAGUGUUGUAUGUGUGAAGAUACUUUUUACAUCUGUGGCAUUGUGCUAUAGAUCUUGUGCUGUUUCUUUUUUCACUCAACGUGUUGCUCAUUCUACACCUUCUACGCUUCGUUGCUUUGAGCUGCUCUGUGGUAUUUCACAGUGGGCGUCAACUGUAUUUUACUUACGUUCGCUAAGUGCUGGACACCUGGGUGCCUCCAACUCCUCAGCACGUAGACAAGGCCACGACGAACAUCCUUUCAUGUGUCCCCUUCCGUGCUUGUGUGGAACGUUCUCCAGCAUAGGUACCCAGGAUGGGAUUACAGGUCAGACAGGUUCAUUUCUCUAUGGUUCUACCACAUUUUUCUUUAGCAUGGUCACUGACCCUCCAACUUGAGGCUUCCCAUUUCUCCUCAUCCCCACCAGCACCUGUUAUUGCCCAACUUGCUAAUUUUUGCUAGUCUGAUGAGUGUAAAGUGGCACUGUGUUUUCAUGUACAUUCAUCUGAUCACCAGUAAUUUGGGGAAUUUUUUCAUAUACCUGUAGCCUUUCUGGUUUCCCUUUCUGUGAACUGCUCAUCAAGAGCUUCCUGUCUCUUUUUGUUUAUUUUCAAGAGUUGCUUAUAUAUCUCUGGGCAGUUGCAAAUAAAGAAUGGCACUUGUGUUUGUGUAUCUAGGGGUGUCUUUCACUAAACAGAAGUUCUUAAUUUUAAUGUAAAUGAAUUAACUAUUUUGUCAUAUCAUCUGUUGCUUUUUGAUUUCUAAUUUAAAAGUAGUUAAGAUGUUUUACAUUUUCUUCUGUUAGCUUACUAGUUUUUCCUCUCACAUAUAGCCCACUAAAUAGGGCUGAAGUCCAGCUAGUACCCGCUGGUAUGUGCAUUGGCUGGCAUCUGUUCCGUGUGGUUAAACAUUUGUUCUCAUUGGUUGAUGCCAGGCUGUACUAGCUGCUAAAUAUUAAAUAUUUUAAACUAUUUGAAAUUCACCUUUGUAUAUGAGAUCCAAGUUUUAUCUUCACCCUAUAAUGAGCCAGUUGUCUCAGUGCUGUCUACUAAUAAAGCCAUUUUCCACUGAUAAGUGGUAUAAUUGUGGCAAAAGUAUGUCACCUUCCUAAAAAGUUUUUUAUUGGAAUGUGGCAUUCCUUUGAACUUAUAUUGUGGGAAAAAUACAAAUAAACCUUUAUAACAUUUAAAUAAUCCA